This is a messenger RNA of Drosophila erecta, 730 nucleotides long. RefSeq lists its product as uncharacterized. Bases 96 to 710 code for a protein of 204 amino acids. The record is from RefSeq and is a predicted model, not a curated record. NCBI's taxonomy places the organism in Eukaryota, Metazoa, Arthropoda, Insecta, Diptera, Drosophilidae. The transcript is spliced from 2 exons.
CCCCGGUGUUACCUUGACAUGCGCAACUAGGUAUUUUACAGCAAAAAGGUCACACCUAAAUUGUCAAAUUGCAAGUUAUUUUAGUGUUUAUAAAUAUGGAUAGUAAUGAGUCAGGAACAACAGAUAGGAGCUCUACACAGCAGUCGCUUGCUUUGCGGCGGGAAUUGCGCAGAAAGAAAAUAUUGGAGGCCUCCAAGGCACGACUGGACAAAUUGAAUGGCAUAGCGUCGUCGGCGUUUCAGAAUGAAAACCUCGAUGGGGAACCCACCAAUACGCAAUAUUCCGAUCCAGAGGUGGAGCCCGAUAUUGCAAUAAGGCGUUCAUUUUUGCCAGAACAACCUGCACCGCCGAAAAUCACGACACGAAAUGCAUGGCUAAAAAGCAGAAUUCAUAUAAUAUUGGCGGCUUGCUUUGGAUUCCUAUUGGGUCUUUAUACAAACAGCAGUGUUUUCAUUCCUGUUCUGAUUUUUGUAAUUGCGGAGCUCGCAUUUUUGCAAUAUUAUAAAGAAGACCAUUUACCGGCCAGCGUGGGACCCAUGUUACUUAUGUUAUUUAAUCCGAAUAUUACCAGCAAAAUUAAGCAGUUUAGCAGAAUAUUCUUUAUUCUUCAGUCAUUGUUGUGUGAUCUUGCUAUAACCGUCUGUGUGGUUUGUUCAGGAAGCAUGCUAUUACUAAAUUUUAGCUCCGAUUUUGCUACAAUUGUUAAAUAAAGAUUAUUUUUUAUUACAUA